Dicrocoelium dendriticum is the source of this 1414-nucleotide messenger RNA. The record is from the annotation of a GenBank genome assembly. NCBI's taxonomy places the organism in Eukaryota, Metazoa, Platyhelminthes, Trematoda, Plagiorchiida, Dicrocoeliidae.
GUUGAUAGCUGAGCCAAAGUCUCUUACUUCACCAUGGAGACUCAGACCUUCAUAUUCUCCAUUCCUCUUGGCAACACACAGGAAGCCGGAGUCUGUCCGGGUGAUGUGCCCACCACAUCUCUGUCGGCGAGCGAUGAGCGUACAAAGCAGUUGCUGUCCAAAGACGAUGCACCAAGUCAGCGUAAUCAUGAGGAAAUCGUGAAGAUCACGCGUCAUCGCACCGAAUCUUCAGAUCAAAAUGAUGACACAGAGAACCCGGUGAUGCAAUGCUGUCUUUGUGGCGAGCUCACUCUGGAACGGUGCUUACUGUGCAAAUGGGCUGCCUACUGCAGUGCCCAGUGCUACAACCUGCAUCGGCCAAUUCACCAGUACUUCUGUGUCCCUCACUAUGGGAAGAUUUACCCGCGUCUGACAGGGUUGAAUGUGAUCUCAGUCACCACAGCCGUUGAGCGAUUGGAAACUGUUAACCACUCCGCGCCUCCAUCUCCUAUCGGUAGACCGGAGACCGCGGACCGUUGUUCAAUUGAUGCCAGCCGUAGUCCCACGCUUGGGCUGUCCGGUCGACUCACCGAACUGGGACUGAUACAUCGCCGGGCCCGAAUCAUUCGAACAAAUUUGCGUGAUGCGGGUGGCAAGCCAGCGUGCGCAAUUUGCGGUGAUACUUGUGAACAGGAAGACAAGGUUGCAUGUGAAACACCAACAAAGAUGGAAGGGGACUUUGACAAUCUGAGCCACUUCGAGAAAUGCUCCUCAGGGGAUACAACCAUGAAAGACAAGGACACGAUGCCUCAACGUCUGGUUCGUUUCGCCGGCAUGUUAAUCUGUACUUGUUGUGUGGAAAUACAAGCCACCGACCUCUGUUUCGAAGGCAUAUGAAGCCAUCACUGCACCCAUGUGGCCUGAUCAAUGUCUUUCAUUAUUUAAUUUCCAGUUACGUUGCUGCAAGCACGAUUUUGUUUCUUCCAAUAUCUGCGCUCUUUUGGCAGUAAUAUUAUUUAUUCUUUUCGGAAUAUUUUCCUUUUGAAUAUCACCGAACUCCAACUGUCCAAACAUCUAUGCAGAUUCUUGUUUUGAAUUUCAUUAUGCAUGUUGGUCUAGGCAAACCAUACGGACGCAUGCAGACUUCUAGGAGUCAGUUGGUUUCUUACUUUACGCCAUGCCUCACUGUGUACCAAAGUUUCGUCGGUCCAAAAUUCGUCCAAUUUCUUAAAUCCUUAAGCCCCAACAACGGCAUCAUUAAAAGGAGAGCAGUUUUGUAAACGGUUACUCUCAAUCGGCUGUUGUUUAGGAUAACUCUGUGUUUCGCUCAUCAGGAAUUUUGCUCUAAUCUUUAUGUUUGCUGAUCACUUCAAGUAUGGCCCCCUGCUCUAUCCCUGGGUUUUUUCUAUCGAACAUGAACGACGUCUAUUAAAAC